Messenger RNA from Cyphellophora attinorum, 1101 nucleotides. Its product is annotated as Homoisocitrate dehydrogenase, mitochondrial. Gene Ontology annotation, biological process: isocitrate metabolic process; tricarboxylic acid cycle. The transcript has a single exon. Gene Ontology annotation, cellular component: mitochondrion. The record is from RefSeq and is a predicted model, not a curated record. NCBI's taxonomy places the organism in Eukaryota, Fungi, Ascomycota, Eurotiomycetes, Chaetothyriales, Cyphellophoraceae. The coding region runs from base 1 to 1101 and encodes 366 amino acids. Gene Ontology annotation, molecular function: isocitrate dehydrogenase (NAD+) activity; NAD binding; magnesium ion binding.
AUGGCCGCACGCACCCUCCGAAUAGGCCUCAUUCCCGGCGACGGCAUCGGCCGCGAAGUCAUCCCUGCCGGCCGCCGCAUCCUCGAAGCCCUCCCCGCCUCCCUCGGCCUGAAAUUCUCCUUCGUCGACCUCGACGCCGGCUACGAGCACUUCAAAUCCUCCGGCACUGCACUCCCCGACAAGACCGUCGACACACUCCGAAAUGAGUGCGACGGCGCAUUGUUCGGCGCAGUCAGCUCUCCCUCAACACAAGUGAAGGGGUACUCAAGCCCCAUCGUGGGACUGCGCAAGAAACUAGGCCUCUUCGCCAACGUCCGCCCCUGCAAAACCACCCUCUCCCCAGCAUUCAAAUCGCCGACGCCACACCCAAUCGACCUCGUGAUCGUGCGAGAGAACACAGAGGACCUCUACGUGAAGGAAGAAAAGACCUACCCGGACCCUUCCGGCGACGGCCAGAUAGCAGAAGCGAUCAAGCGCAUCAGCAGCAAAGCUUCAUGGCGGAUAGCGAAUAUAGCUGGGGAGAUUGCGAGUCGACGGCAGAAGAUGCGGGUCAAUUCAAAAGAGUCCGCUGAUCAUGCGAAAGAGGCGAUGGUAACGAUCACGCAUAAGUCGAACGUGCUGUCACAAACAGAUGGCUUGUUCCGAGCGACCGCGCGGGAGGCACUCAGCCAGCCGCAAUUCAAUGCGCUGAAGAUCGAGGAGCAGAUUGUGGAUAGUAUGGUUUACAAACUCUUUCUGCAGCCACAGUACUACGAUGUCAUCGUGGCGCCGAACCUCUAUGGCGACCUUCUCAGCGACGGCGCAGCAGCACUAGUGGGAAGCUUGGGUUUGGUUCCCAGUGCGAAUGUUGGUGAAGGGAUCGUUAUCGGUGAGCCAUGUCAUGGCAGCGCGCCAGAUAUCGAGGGCAAGGGCAUCGCGAAUCCGAUUGCAACCAUCAGGAGUGUGGGCGUCAUGCUGGAGUUCUUGAAUCUACCGGAUGCGGCGAAUGUGAUUUACAAAGCUGUGGAUGAGAAUUUGGGCGAGGGCAAGUUUGUGAGCCCGGAUCUUGGUGGGACGGCGAGCACGCAGGAGGUCACGGAUGAUGUGAUCAAGCGUAUGUAA